UGACAAGACCUAAGUGAUAUUUCGAGAAACAUUAUUUACUCGAAAUCAACAUAGGUGAUAGUAAUAUUCACCUGAAAGCUACCCAAGGAAUGUCACUGUUUGGUUCGUUGAUGGGCGAUAUGGAAGAAGAUCCGUUCUUUGGGUCUCAUAUGAGGACCAUGAGGCAGAUGAACAAUAUGAUGAAUUCACUGUUCACUGACCCUUUCGGCAUGAUGAACACUGAUUUCAAUGCCAAUAGGAGUUUGGCUCAUCACCAUCAUCAUCGUAACAGCAUCAGCAACAUCCAUAAUGCACUCAUGAACUUCAACUCUUUCUCACCAAUACAUAACUUCAACCGCUUGCUGACAGGCUCCUUGGAUUCUUUGAGCCCACCUGCUCCACAUGCAGCACAUUCUUACAGUUCAUCCACAGUUGUUAGCAUGACAUCAGGCCCUGAUGGACGUCAACAGGUUUACAAAGCCACGUCUAGUACACGCACUGCACCAGGAGGUGUGAAGGAGACACAGCGUACAGUCUGCGACUCCAGAACUGGCACAAAGAAGAUGGCAAUCGGCCAUCACAUCGGCGAAAGAGCUCACAUUAUCGAACGAGAACAAAAUCUGCAUUCAGGCGAUCAGGAAGAACGUCAAGAUUUUAUCAAUAUCGAAGAGGAGGAAGCCGAAGACUUCAAUCAGGAAUGGGUGACCAAGAGCAAGAGCCGUUCCGAGAUACCUCGCAUAACGGCCGGCGGCUCAUCGUCCCGGCAAAACAGGCACAGCUACAGUGCCUCCAGUGGCAUUCCGGCAAUCACAGCCGGACCAAGCCGUCGUCCUAGGGAUAGAGUGUCAUCACCUUUGAUUUCAACCCGCCGCGGCAUUAGAUCCUCCCCUUUAGCUCUACCGCCCACUAUUAGCUUGCCAAGCUCUAUGGCGUCCAACAGAGGUCCAUACAAUCAACCAGGACAACACCUCAGGAAGCAUAAGAGUAAUAUAAAAACGGUGUCUGGACCUUCAAAUGAGGAAUAAUUUAUCAGAGUAUUCAUUUUUUUUUUCGUUUUGAGAUUAUGUAUUUCAAGAUGGAUGCACGCAUCUAUCAAAUUCCAUUUUCAUUUGAUUAUGUGGACGUUUUUUUUUGUAAUGACUAUUAUUUAGAGUGGAUAUAUAUAUGUAAGUUUUGGCAAAGAAAUAUUUCAUUCGUGAUUGGAUUAUAUUAGCCCAUACUCCAGAAUUAAUGAAAAAAGGCGAGUGUAUUUUUGUUUAUAAUACAUUGUGUAUAAUAGGUCCAAUUAUUUGGUAUAUUUGGCGUGUGCGUUAAUAUUAUAUUCGGUAUGAUUAAAGUUUAAUGUCAAUAGAGUUUAAUUGAUGUAUAUGUAUUUCAAAUAAGUUUAAUUUAAUUCGAAAUAAAAAUCAAGUUCAAUGUG
Messenger RNA from Nicrophorus vespilloides, 1399 nucleotides. It is a transcript of the gene Mlf, whose product is annotated as myeloid leukemia factor. Gene Ontology annotation, biological process: regulation of DNA-templated transcription. NCBI's taxonomy places the organism in Eukaryota, Metazoa, Arthropoda, Insecta, Coleoptera, Silphidae. Gene Ontology annotation, cellular component: nucleus; cytoplasm. The transcript is spliced from 5 exons. The record is from RefSeq and is a predicted model, not a curated record. Bases 90 to 1004 code for a protein of 304 amino acids.